ACUGGUGUCUAGGGCGAUGGGCGGGGUGUGGACGUCUUCGGUAUGGCAGCCGGCGGUCUUUCUCAGUCUUGGGCUUCCUGACACCUCCAGCAAGCGAGGUCUCUUGGGCCAGCUUCGCAGUUAUGUACCCGCCGCCGCCGGCGCCGGCGCCUCACCGGGACUUCAUCUCGGUGACGCUGAGCCUGGGAGAGAGCUACGACAACAGCAAGAGCCGGCGGCGGCGCUCAUGCUGGAGGAAAUGGAAGCAGCUUUCGAGGUUACAGCGGAAUGUGAUUCUCUUCGUCCUGGGCUUUCUGAUUCUCUGUGGAUUUCUGUAUUCUCUUCAGGUGUCUGACCAGUGGAAAGCUCUGAGUGGCAGCCGUGCAGAAGUAGAGAAGAUGAAGCUAGAAGUCCUGCCUGUCUUACCAGCUCCUCAGAAGGAAAGUGCUGAACCAGAAGGGUUUGCAGACAUACUCUCUCAGAAGCGGCAAAGGCAUUUGCGGCGGGGCCCUCCACACCUGCAGAUCAGACCCCCCAACACCGUCUCCAAAGAUGGGAUGCAGGAUGAUGCUAAGGAGAGGGAAGCAGCCCUGGGGAAGGCUCAGCAGGAAGAAAACACCCAGAGAACCGUCAUCAGCUGGCGGGGAGCAGUAAUUGAGCCUGAACAGGCCACUGAACCUCCUUCCAAAAGAGCUGAAGCCUCCAUCAAGCCUCUGUUUUUGGCGUCCAGGAUAUGGAAAGAGCCAGUUCCCCCAAAUGAGCGCCAGAAGGGAGUGAUUGAGGCCUUUCUCCAUGCUUGGAAAGGUUACCAAAAGUUCGCUUGGGGCCAUGAUGAACUGAAGCCUGUGUCCAAAACCUUCAGUGAGUGGUUUGGCCUGGGCCUCACCCUGAUCGAUGCCUUGGAUACCAUGUGGAUUUUGGGUCUGAAGCAAGAAUUUAAGGAAGCCAGGAAGUGGGUGUCGGAGAACUUACACUUUCAGAAGAAUGUCGACGUCAACCUGUUUGAGAGUACUAUCCGAAUCUUAGGGGGCCUGUUGAGUACCUACCACCUGUCUGGGGACAGCCUCUUCCUGAGCAAAGCCGAAGAUUUUGGAAACCGGUUAAUGCCUGCCUUCACUACACCCUCCAAGAUUCCAUACUCUGAUGUGAACAUUGGCACUGGAUUUGCCCACUCGCCCCAGUGGACUUCAGACAGCACGGUGGCAGAAGUGACAAGCAUUCAGUUGGAGUUCCGAGAGCUCUCCCGUCUUACCGGGAUUAAGAAAUUCCAGGAGGCCGUGGAGGAAGUGACAAAGCACAUCCACUCCCUGUCUGGGAAGAAAGACGGGCUGGUGCCUAUGUUCAUCAACACGAACAGCGGCCUCUUCACCCACCCGGGAGUGUUCACCUUGGGUGCCAGGGCUGACAGCUACUACGAAUACCUGCUGAAACAGUGGAUCCAGGGUGGCAAGAAGGAGACACAGUUGCUGGAAGACUAUGUUAAAGCCAUCGAGGGGAUCAAAGCUCAUCUGCUUCGACAGUCUCAGCCCAGAAAGCUCACCUUCGUGGGAGAGCUUGCCCAUGGCCGCUUCAGUGCCAAGAUGGACCACUUGGUGUGCUUCCUGCCAGGGACGCUGGCCUUGGGCGUCCACCAUGGCCUGCCGGCUGACCAUAUGGAUCUGGCUCGGGCACUCAUGGAGACCUGCUACCAGAUGAACCAGCAGAUGGAGACAGGUCUGAGCCCUGAGAUUGCACAUUUCAACAUGUACCCUCGAGCAGAUCAUAAAGACGUGGAGGUCAAGCCGGCUGAUAGGCACAACCUGCUGCGGCCGGAGACCGUGGAAAGCCUGUUCUAUCUGUACCGCGUCACAAAAGACCGCAAGUACCAAGACUGGGGCUGGGAAAUCCUGCAGAGCUUCAAUAAGUACACACGGGUUCCCUCGGGUGGCUAUUCUUCUAUCAACAACGUCCAGAAUUCCCACAAGCCUGAGCCCAGGGACAAGAUGGAGAGCUUCUUUGUGGGAGAAACACUGAAGUACCUCUACCUGCUGUUUUCUGAUGACCUGGAGCUGCUCGGCCUGGACACCUGUGUGUUUAACACAGAAGCUCAUCCCCUGCCCAUCUGGUCUCCUGCCUAGGAGAGCACCUGGCCUGGGCACUAAUGGAGACCAAGGUGGUCCUGUUGGUCUGUGACCUUCACAGGGCGGCUUCACAAGCUGGCAGGAUGCUCCUGCCCAGUUAUAGGUCUCUCCUGAUUCAGCUUUUCAUGAAGGUGGUGGGAGGGGCAGGAGUCAGAUCAGCAGGUAUGGGUUCUGGGAUUUAGGCUGGUGAGUCUACCAAACCUUUGACUUCCUCAAAACCUCAUAUCAUGGCUCACGAUUCCCAUGCCUGAAUGACCCUGUUGGCUGGCUGCCGGCAGCCCCAUGGUAGUACCAAGACUUCUUAUCACCUCCUGGGACCACCCAGGACCCCAGUGCCUGUAUUGAGUUCAGAGUGAUAGCCCAAGCCAGUGAGGUGCUGGGCUUGGCCCAAUGGCCUAUAAAAGCCCUGAUUCCGCUGGCCCAGUGUGACCUUGAGGGUCCUUGUGGCUCUAGUGUUUACGGGUUGGACUCAGGGAUCCUCCUGGCUACCCUAGUGGGCUGGCAGGGGCUAGAACAGCAAAUUUGUCUUAUUCCCAGGAUAACCCUGGUACAAUGUGAUUUCUCAUCCGAGAAGAAAGUGGACUUGGUCCCACUGUAAUGAGUCUUGGGGAGAGGAGGAAAGGGGUGGUGUCUGUUUAGACUGACCUUAAGGGGAUAGCAAGUUCUCUUGAUAAUAUCUCAGUAACUACCCCUAAAGUCAGAGUUCCUGCCCACUUCAGGUAGGAAGACCAAGCUGGGAAAAGCAGGCUUUGGGACCAUUAUACAAACAGGCCAGGAUGCUCAGCUGUGCUAUCUCAGAGUGGUCUGUGAAGAGCGUCUGCUGCUGCUGGCCGACAGCUGCAUGGUAGUUUGCACCUUGACGUCCGAACUCAUGGAGUAGGCCUGGCCUAUCUUUGACGAGUCGUUACUAGAGCGUCCGUCCCUGGGCCUUGGCUAGGAUUCCUUAUCCAAGCAGCACAGCCUAGGACAGAGCAGACAACCUAAGGACCUUAAGGCUCUGGGCCUGUGUUCCCUGUGCUCCGAGAUGGGAACUCCUUGCCUGCAGCUCAAAGCGUCUCAGUGGCAGCCUGCGCCUCUGAGGUACACUAGUUGCUCUGGGAGUUUCCUGUCAAACACUUGUACCCCAAGCCAGUCCUAACACCAGAAGUCUACAAAGAAGGACCUGGCUGGUAACAUGUCCUUAGUCUCGAAUUCAUGGGCAGAAGCUCUCCCCCUUCUCCCCCCAAAUCAGUUGUAGUCCCUCCCACUGAUGUUAGCUUCUCCCUACGCUGUCCUGUGCCAGGAGCCCCAUAGGCUUGUGAAUGGACAGGCUCUGGCUGUGGUGAAGGCUGAAGCAGUUGAGAAGUAUAUUCUCCAUCCCCAGCCUUCUCCCAGAUGUAUUCUGGAAGGUGUGGUUGGUAUCAAAGGGAUAGCAACUGCCCUGUGGCCCUCUGAAGAAUUUCUGUGGAUCAGAGUAACUGGGUAGAGGCCCACAAAGCUGGGAGCCACAUUAAAGCAGACAACAUGGGAAUGGUCCUGGGAGGGGAAGCCAGUGCCCAGGAGGGGCAGAUUUCCCCCCAUCCCUCCUCUGAAGCGGGAAACCUAAGAGCUGGAGUCUCUGCUCAAUUAAAUGUCUAACUGGUCUCAG
This is a messenger RNA of Rattus rattus (black rat), 3726 nucleotides long. It is a transcript of the gene Man1b1, whose product is annotated as mannosidase alpha class 1B member 1. Gene Ontology annotation, molecular function: calcium ion binding; mannosyl-oligosaccharide 1,2-alpha-mannosidase activity. The record is from RefSeq and is a predicted model, not a curated record. Gene Ontology annotation, cellular component: endoplasmic reticulum; membrane. The transcript has 13 exons. Bases 123 to 2096 code for a protein of 657 amino acids. NCBI's taxonomy places the organism in Eukaryota, Metazoa, Chordata, Mammalia, Rodentia, Muridae. Gene Ontology annotation, biological process: N-glycan processing; carbohydrate metabolic process.